Messenger RNA from Cucumis melo (muskmelon), 8698 nucleotides. RefSeq lists its product as uncharacterized. The coding region runs from base 167 to 8575 and encodes 2802 amino acids. Gene Ontology annotation, molecular function: ATP binding; protein binding; helicase activity. Lineage: Eukaryota; Viridiplantae; Streptophyta; Magnoliopsida; Cucurbitales; Cucurbitaceae. The record is from RefSeq and is a predicted model, not a curated record. The transcript has 15 exons.
UCUUCGUACCAUUUCUCGGAGGCGGGAAAAUCAAACAAAUGCUUCUAACAAUAGAGCUUCUAAAGCAACAAAACCCUCGAACUCUAUUACAUUUUUAUGAACAACAACCCAACAAGAACAAAGACUUGGGUCUUUCUAAGUCAAAAUAUAAAGAACAGCAAGGAGCAUGGAUGAAAUGAAGGAGAAGGAGGAGAUGGAGACCCAUUUGGGGUUGACUGAUAUUUUGUUUUCUUGGUCACUUGAAGAUAUUUUCAAUGAAAAUUUGUACCAAGAUAAGAUUGAAAAGAUUCCGGAUACUUUUGGGUCUGUUGAGAGUUAUCUUGGGUCAUAUAUCAACCCUUUACUAGAGGAGACUAGAGCUCAGCUUUGUUCUUGCAUGGACAUGGAUGUUAUAUCGGCUGCACCGUGUGCUGAAGUGAGUUAUUUGGUAGAGUGUAAGCCGUAUAAUACCGGUUUAUAUGACUGCAAGGUUGAUGGAUGGAAGAACAAAUUUGACCGAAUUGGGAAGGAGCCAUAUGAAGUUUUUCCUGGAGAUGUAUUUAUUUUGGCAGAUGUCAAACCUGAACUUCCUUCAGAUUUACAAAGAAUGGGAAAAUCUUGGAGUUUAGCCAUUGUUCAUAAAAUGUCAGAAGAUGAUCUCUCCUCCACUUCAUUUAAAGUAAAAGUACAGAACUUGGAGAUGAUCGAGAAAUCGAUGUUUGUGGUUUUUUUGUUUAAUAUACUCCCGAGCAAAAGAAUAUGGAAUGCAUUACACAUGAAUGUGAAUUCAGAGAUUAUCAGUAAAAUUCUAUGCCCCAAUUCAAUGGAUGCUGAAAAUUUUGACACGUCUAGGCAUCUGUAUCAAAAUUUGAAUGCCAGCUUUCUCUCAUCCUUGAAUGCCUCUCAAGAGAGAGCCGUUUUGUCAUCCCUUUACAAAACAAAUUUUGAGCAUGAACCUACUGCUGACCUUAUAUGGGGUCCACCAGGGACAGGGAAGACGAAGACAGUUAGUGUGUUGCUCUUAAAUCUAAUGCAGAACAGAUGCAAAACUAUCAUAGUCACUCCGACAAAUGUUGCCAUCGUGGAAGUUGCCACCCGAGUUCUUAAUUUGGUCAAGGAGUUACAUGAAAUAGAAUAUGGACCAGAUUGUUUAUAUUAUUCUUUUGGAGACAUUCUUUUAUUUGGAAAUAAGGAGAUGCUCAAACUUGGCUCAGACGUUGAAGAAAUAUAUUUGGAUUAUCGAAUUCAAAAACUUCUGGAGUGCUUUGGCCCCCUCACUGGUUGGAGGCAUUGCUUUGGAUCCAUGACUGAUUUUCUUGAAGAUUGUGUUUCUCAGUACAACAUUUUCUUGGAAAAUGCACUUAAACAAGAAUGCCUUGAUGAUAAAGAAACUGAUGAAAAAGGCUGCAUAAGGAAAGAUAAAGAUGCUAAGGUGGCUAGUAAAUCUUUUCUUGAAUUUGCGAGAGAGAAGUUUAUGUCCGUUGCAUCUCAACUCCGAACGUGUCUUGCAAUCUUCAGUACUCAUUUACCUAGAAAAUGCAUUUUGAAGCUUGGUUUGCAGGACUUGGUUUCCCUUUCUAAAUCAUUAGAUUGUUUUGAAGAUUUACUAUUUCGACAAUCUGUUGUUUCUGAUGUACUUGAGGAUCUUUUUAAACGUUCUGUUGUAAGUGAAGAUUUCCCUACAACAUGCACCGAUUUUGCGUGCUUGUUUGACAUGGCAAGAAGUGGUUGCUUAUCCGGUUUGAAAUCUCUUCAUUGUUCCUUAAGAGCACUUAAGCUUCCAAGGGCCAUAAACAGAUUAUCGAUCGAGCACUUCUGCUUUCAGAACGCUUCCUUGGUCUUUUCCACUGCUUCAAGCUCAUAUAGGUUACAUUAUAAAUAUAGGCUAGAUUCUGAGUCGAUGCCUUCUUUCAAAGUAUUAGUAAUUGAUGAAGCAGCACAGUUGAAAGAGUGUGAGUCAAUCAUUGCAUUUCAAAUUCCAGAUAUUAAGCAUGCUAUACUCAUAGGUGAUGAGUGCCAAUUACCUGCAAUGGUUGAAAGCAAGCUUGCUGACAAUGCUGGAUUUGGAAGAAGUUUAUUUGCACGGUUUAGCUCUCUUGGCCACCCUAGACACCUUCUCAAUGUGCAGUACAGAAUGCACCCAUCCAUUAGUUUCUUUCCAAAUUCGAAAUUCUAUUUUAGCCAGAUCUUGGACGGUCCUAAUGUUCAAAGUUCGAACUAUCAGAAGAACUAUCUUUUGGGAUUUAUGUUUGGACCCUAUUCUUUCAUAAACAUAAAGUAUGGAAAAGAAGAGAAAGAUGAUAUUGGACACAGUCGAAAGAAUAUGAUUGAGGUGGCUGUCGCUUUGAAAAUUGUGCAAAGCUUGUACAAUGCAUGGACAAACUCAGGAGGAAAGCUCAGCAUUGGUAUUAUCUCCCCAUAUUCUGCUCAAGUAGCAACUAUUCGAGAUAAACUUGGACACAGGUAUGAUAAACUUGAUGGCUUUUGGGUGAAGGUGAAAUCUGUUGAUGGCUUUCAAGGUGGUGAGGAAGACAUAAUCAUUAUCUCAACCGUUAGAUCAAAUAGAGGUUCUUCUGUUGGAUUCUUAUCUUGUGAUCAAAGGACAAAUGUUGCUCUUACAAGAGCUAGAUAUUGCCUGUGGAUUCUAGGGAAUGAUAAAACCUUGUCAAAUAGUGAGUCUUCUUGGGCUCAUUUGGUCUGCGAUGCUAAGGAUCGUGGCUGUUUCUUUGAUGCUGAUGAUGAUGAGAACCUAGCCAAAGCAAUAGUGGAUGUAAAGAAAGAGUUCAACCAACUUGAUGAUUUAUUGAGAGGAGAUAGUAUUCUUUUCAGAAAUGCAAGAUGGAAGGUUCUAUUCAGUGAUAGAUUUCUGAAAUCAUUCAAGAAAUUGUCUGCAGUUGAGAUGAAGAAAAAAGUUCUGAAUCUUCUACUAAAACUUUCCAAUGGUUGGAGGCCGAAAACAAGAGAUUUAAAUUUGGUAUGUGGAAGUUCAACGAGAAUUUUGAAGAAAAUCAAGGUCGAGCGCCUCUAUGUUAUUUGUUCAAUUGAUAUAGUAAAAGAGUCGGCAUACAUGCAAGUUUUGAGAAUUUGGGAUGUCUUACCAUUGGAGGAUAUCUCAAAAUUGGUCAAACAUCUCGACAAUAUAUUCAGCUCUUACACUGAUGAAUACGUCAAUCUUUGUCAAGAAAUAUGCUAUGAUGGGGAUUUCUUGGAAGUUCCCAAAACUUGGGCAUUUAUGUCAGAGCUUGUAAGAUACAAGAGUGAUGUUGACAAUUCAAAUGGGGGCAACUUACAAGGUACUGCUUAUGAUGGCAGAAGUUAUGUUGAGAAUUCAAAGGUCAAAGACAGCUUGUUACUGAUGAAAUUUUACUCCUUAUCAUUUGGUGUGGUGAGCCAUUUGCUUUCGGAUAGAGAUGGCAUUGAGUUGGACCUUCCGUUUGAAGUAACAGAAGAAGAACUAGAUAUAAUUCUUUAUCCCAGAAGCACUUUUAUCCUUGGACGGUCUGGAACUGGUAAAACAACUGUAUUAACCAUGAAGUUAUAUCAGAAGGAAAAGUUGCAUUAUUUGGUUGCAGGAUCCUAUGGAGUUGAGGAUGGUGUGAGUUCAGAAGUUGGUCAAAAAAGUGAAAUUUCAGAUAUUCCAGCAGCGGAAAAUGGAGCUGUUUUACGGCAGCUUUUCCUGACAGUUAGUCCAAAACUUUGUUAUGCUGUUAGACAGCAUGUAGCUCACUUGAAAAGCCAUGCUUGUGGUGGGGAUACUAAGAGAACAACUGCAUUUGAUAUGGAAAAUAUGGAUGACUUAGAAGCACAAUUCACGGAUGUCCCUGAUUCCUUGGCUAAUAUUACAACGAAGUCAUAUCCACUUGUGAUAACUUUCUACAAGUUCUUGAUGAUGCUGGAUGGAACCUUAUGCAACUCUUAUUUUGAGAGGUUUUGUGAUGCAAGACAACUGUUAUAUGGUCAAACUUGUGGUUCAAGAUCUAUUGCAUUGCAAUCUUUUAUAAGAAAAAAUGAAGUUACGUAUGAUCGUUUUAGUUCUUCUUAUUGGCCUCAUUUCAAUACCCAACUCACAAAAAAGCUAGAUUGCUCCAGGGUUUUCACUGAGAUUCUUUCACAUAUAAAAGGGGAUCCUCGAGCCAUUGAUGCAAGUGAUGGAAAAUUAAGUAAAGAGGAUUAUCUUUUACUGUCCCAUUGUCGAACAUCCAGCUUAACUAGGCAGGAGAGAGAGACAAUUUAUGAGAUCUUCCAAAGUUAUGAGAAAUUGAAGAUGGAAAAUAGAGAGUUUGAUCUGGGUGAUUUUGUUAUUGACCUCCAUCAUCGCCUUAGAACUCAAGGAUAUGAGGGUGAUGAAAUGGAUUUUAUUUACAUUGAUGAAGUGCAGGAUUUGAGCAUGAGUCAGCUUGCUCUUUUCAGUUAUGUCUGCAGAAACGUCGAAGAAGGAUUUGUCUUUUCAGGUGAUACAGCUCAGACAAUUGCCAGGGGAAUUGAUUUUAGGUUCCAGGAUAUAAGAUCAUUGUUUUACAAAAAGUUUGUAUUACCACAGAUAAGGAGUGGAGGUCGUGAAAGAGAAGACAAAGGUCACAUUUCAGAGAUAUUUCAUUUGAGUCAAAAUUUUAGAACACAUGCUGGAGUUCUUAAUCUAUCACAAAGUGUAAUUGAUCUUCUCUAUCAUUUUUUCCCACAAUCGAUUGACAUUUUGAAGCCUGAGACUAGUCGUAUUUCUGGGGAAUCCCCUGUGCUGCUUGAAUGUGGAAACAAUGAAAAUGCAAUUAAAAUGAUCUUUGGAAAUAGAAGGAAUGUUGGGAGUAUGGAAGGAUUUGGGGCCGAGCAGGUAAUAUUGGUGCGUGAUGAAUCUGCCCAAAAAGAGAUCUUUAAUAUUGUUGGAAAGAAAGCACUUGUACUUACCAUUCUGGAGUGCAAGGGACUCGAGUUUCAGGAUGUGUUGUUAUACAACUUUUUUGGUUCCUCGCCUUUGAAAAACAAAUGGAGGGUUAUUUACAAUUAUAUGGAGGAGCUAGGCAUGCUAGAUUCCAACUUACAUCAGUCUAUCCCUCAAUUUAGCAAGUCAAAACAUAACAGUUUGUGCUCUGAGCUGAAGCAAUUGUAUGUUGCGGUGACUCGUACGAGGCAGAGACUAUGGUUUUGCGAGGAUACAAGAGAGCAUUCUGAACCCCUGUUUGAUUAUUGGAAACGAAAAUGUGUGGUGCAAGUUCAACAGUUGAAUGAUUCCCUUGCUCAAUCUAUGGUAGCUUCGAGUAGUAGGGAGGAUUGGAGGUCACAAGGGUUUAAGCUAUACCACGAGGGCAACUAUAAAAUGGCAACAAUGUGUUUUGAAAGAGCUGAAGAUGAUUAUUGGGAAAAAAGAUCCAAGGCCUCUGGUCUUAGAGCUUUUGCAGAACAUAUCCUUAAGGCCAAUCCUGUAGAAGCUAAUUCAAUCCUCAGGGAAGCAGCGGUAAUAUACGAAGCAAUUGGAAAGGCUGAUUCUGCUGCUCAAUGCUUUUUUGAUAUUGGAGAGUUUAAAAGGGCAGGGGUUAUUUUUGAGGAAAAAUGUGGAAAACUAGAAAGGGCAGGGGAGUGUUUUCAUCUAGCAAAAUGCUAUGACCGUGCUGCCGAUGUUUAUGCCAGAGAAAAUCGCUUUUCUGCGUGUUUGAAUGUUUGCUCUGAAGGGAAAUUGUUUGACAUUGGUUUGCAAUACAUUUUAUCCUGGAAACAAGAUGCUGGAUGUGAUCACCAUGGAUUCAAAAGUAAGGAAAUUGAGAACCUUGAACAAGAGUUCCUAGAAAAAUGUGCUCUUCAUUUUCACUACUGCAAAGACAGUAGAUCCAUGAUGAAGUCGGUUAAAAGUUUUCGAACGGUGGAUUUGAUGCGUGAUUUCUUGAAGUCCUUGAAUUGCCUUGACGAGCUACUUUUGUUGGAAGAAGAACUUGGUAACUUCUUGGAUGCAGUAAAAAUUGCAAAGUCAAAAGGUGAUUUACUUCAUGUCGUUGAUCUUCUAGGUAAGGCAGGAAAUUUUAUUGACGCCUCCAAGCUUCUUGUACAAUAUGUACUUUCCAACUCUCUCUGGUCUCCCGGAAGCAAAGGUUGGCCUUUGAAGCAGUUUAAACAAAAGGAAGAGCUUUUGAAGAAGGCCAAAUCCUUAGCAGAAAAUGAUUCAAAAAAAUUAUACGACUACACAUGCACAGAAGCAGACAUUAUAUCGAAUGAAAACGAUAGCUUGGAAGCUUUGGCUGGUUAUCUAACUGCGACUAAAAACCAAAAUAAUUUUAGAGGUGAAAUGAUAUGUCUUCGAAAAAUUUUGGAUGUUCAUUUGAAUACAUCAAAAUACACUUUGGAAUAUGAACUAGUUUCUGAUCUAACCAAGCAUUCAAAAGAAGUGGUUUUGGAAAACCAAGUGUCCGUUGAAACUUUGGUUUACUUUUGGAAUUGCUGGAAAGAUAGAAUUUUAAGCCUCCUUGAGAGCCUUACAUUUCAUGGUGGGAACGAUGUUGAUAUCUACCCUUACAAUGAGUUCUGUUUAGAUUUUUUUGGUGUUUGGAGGCUGAACAACAGUCACAUAUUGCUCAAUUCAAAUGCUGAUUGGGCCAAAAAUGUGGACGAAAGAUUCGUUCACAGGAAUGGAAAAUUGGUUUCUAUUGAAGCUGCCCAAUUUUAUUUAUUUGCCAAGAACUAUUGGACUACAGAAUUACGUACUUCUGGGCUGAAGGUUUUAGAAAAAUUUGACUACCUUUAUAAAUUCUCCAACAAAAGUCAGCUCACCACGUUUCUUUUGUGUAGGCUUCUCAGUCGCAUGUUUGAAGUUGCAAAAUUUCUUCUAGAGAGCACACAUUUGAAUCACGGAUAUCAUGAUAAACAGAUGCUACUUAGAUUCUAUAAAUUGGCAACUGGGGAAAUCCAAACUCAUUUUUUCCCACCAGAUUGUCAAGUUUCUUUGAAGGAAAGUUUAAUAUGUCUAAGACUUACGGAUGUUUGUCAGAAUAUGAUGAUCGAAACUAUCAUGGAGAAUGUUCAGCUAACAAUUAGGCCAACUUAUGGCCAAAUUGGAAGGGUUGCAAUGUUGAUUUUAGGAUCUAGAAAACUUGAUAAGAAAUUGUGUAGAAGUAUAUUUAACUGGUUACGUGAGAAUUAUCCUUGGAGUGCUUUCAUUCAAGAACUUUGCGACAGUAAGAGUGUAGAAAAUGAGCCAAGAGGGAACCUGGCAAAAGAAAUGGCUCUAGUGUGGAGGUUUCAUGAAGCUCUAAGGGACAUGUACAACGCUAAUUGGGUUGCAGAGCGAGAUUAUAUUUCGCCUUUCUCUUUCAUGUACCUCGUCGAAAGGCUUUUGAUCAUGGUAUCAUCCAUGAAGGGAUACUUCAUCACUACAAAAUUCUCUUUUAUUGAAUGGCUCAUCUGCCAGGAAGAAAAUUCCAACGUAACCUUCAUUUUAGGAGCUCAAACACAACAUUCUUUUCGACCAACUGUUGUAUUUUUGGCUAAUAUUCUGCAACAUUUUCUUCUGGACGUGAAGACAACAAAGGAUUGGACAAAAAAGACACAUCCAAACUUGAAGGAGUACUACCCAAUUUUGGUGCGGAGAUUGGUUGCUGUAACAUGUUUGCUUAAUCUCAACUUUGGCAUCUGCUUUGAUGUACUCCGCAAUUUGCUUGGUCGCAACUACAUCACCGACUGUUUACCCUUGGAAUUUUGUGAUGCACUUAGGAGAAAGAAUUUUUACGUAGAAACUGAGAAAAUAAAUAAGAUUGCUGGAUUCUUCAAGGCAAUUGGAAACCCAAUGGUAAUUGUGAGUUCAGAUGGAGAUUGCAAGCAAUUCAAAUGUAGAGAUGCAACCCUUGUCAACUUGAAGAUCAGCCACUCCAUCAACGACAUAAUGAAGGUUAUGUUCCCAAAGGAAGCCAAAACUAUGCAAAUUCGAACCGACACUCCCAAAUUUCAAGAUGUUACUACUACUACCAGUGAAGUGCAAUCAUCAAAAGGCUGUGAUCCAGGUGAAGUUACCCAGCUUCCAUCCUCUAGCUUGGCUUUAGAUAAAUAUAAGGAGAUGAAAUCUGAUUGCGAAAAUGAGGGUAAUUCACCAAAGCCUGCUGGAUUCUGGGAAAUGUUUGAAGCUUUGACAUCAGUAGAGAGUGAAAUAGAUGGAAAGAGCAAACAGUCGAACGCCUCAAAAGUCAAGAUGGAUGUGGAUAAAUGGCUUCAGCAUUUAACUGCUGCAAAAAGCAUGGGAGAGAAAGAGAUACCUUUAGAAAAAGUGGAUGGCUUGCUUAAUGAAUUAGAUUUGCUUUCUACUGCUUUAAGCAUGAGCAAGCCCGAGGAAAAUGUAACUCAGGUGAUAUCGAUUUCAAAGAGUUUGUAUUCAAGGAGGACAGAGUUGGAGUCUAUUUUUACUAAACUACUAAACGAUGAUCCUGAAAUGGAAGUAGGUCAGAUGUCGGGUAUCAAGAAUGCUGAAGGAGACGAGAUUGUCAAUCCAGAUUGCAAUGACAAGAGCCCUGAAGAAUGCAGAGGAGUGGAGGCUGUGAAAGUUGAACCUGUUUUGCCCCAAGCAAUGAAUCAAAAAGGGAAAGGAAAAAAUAAGCCCAAGAAAAACAAGAGUCGAAAAAAAUAAGUGAGAAUCCAACUGCUAUACUCUUAAUUGAACUGUUUUUUCUUUAAGUUGUUUUGUAAUAUGCUAUGGAACUAAGAAUGAAAUACAAAUAUUCAAAGAGCAUAUCUGAAUGUGAUUUUGAUA